UGGUAACCUAACAGGGAGGUGUUAACUACUUUUGCUUCCACAAAGCGCCUCCCGUUAUCUCCGGUGCUGCUGCGCAAGAGCCAGAAGGGCCACUGCUACUGAUAUUCCCACCCCGCAGAAAAAAAAAGUUUUCGGUUUGUUGUGAGGAUAAAAAAAGAAGAAGCCGGAAACCGAGGACUCGUCUGGAAAAGAAGCGGAUUCUGCCACGGCGAGUUUGGCGACCACAUUAAGAUGAAGAACCAGCUUUGAGGACCUACGGAUGUCAAUCCCACCUUCGACCAUUCGGCUUGAGCAACACAUCCAACAAACGUUCCAAGUGGGAAGCUUUCCUGCAUAACCACCCUGGAGGAAAAACAUUAUCUUGACAAAUUAUUAUAUUUAUAAUCAGGACUGAUGUCGUCAAAACUGUGAAGUGUGUAAAAGGACUGAGUUUACCCAACGGCACUUACCUGGCACGGAAUGAUCUGGACUGAACUGAUCUCAAGUACAUUUGGCUGGAGACAGAUUAUCUCACUUUAGCUUCACCGUAGAGAAAUGAAUUUAAUUCAAGUUAACAAGGACUGACAUUGGCUGAUUUCUUAACUAAUACAUUUCUUAAGUACAAAAAGCUCUUUUCUGAGCCCCAGCCUUAAUAAAAAUCCAAUUCCCUUUGGUCUCCAACCCAGAUUCCCUUAAUUCUUCCAACCCUUUUCAAGAGUCUUGGAGAUUGUAUCGAAUAUUAGUGAGGAGGAAUCUUCUCCUCUUCCCCCCACAAAUUCAUACGACCUGUUUAUUCUGUCCAAACAUGGAUCUCCACAGGGCAGCUUUUAAGAUGGAGAGCUCCUCCUACCUUCCUAAUCCCCUGGCCUCGCCGGCCCUCAUGGUCUUGGCCUCUACUGCUGAAGCUUCUCGGGAUGCCUCAAUUCCCUGCCAGCAGCCACGUCCUUUUGGCGUUCCUGUUUCUGUUGAGAAAGAUGUCCACUUGCCAUUUAACAAUGGUUCUUAUACUUUUGCAUCAAUGUACCACCGCCAAGGUGGAGUCCCACCAGGAUUCCCCAACAGGGAUUUUCCUCCAUCCCUCCUACACCUCCAUCAUCAGUUUGCCCCGCCUAACCUGGAUUGCUCACCAAUCAGCAUGCUGAAUCACAGCGGCGUUGGCGCCUUCAGACCUUUCGCGUCUCCUCCAGAUGAUCGGGACGGAGUGCCCGGCGGGUAUCAGUCUGCUUUCACCCCAGCCAAGCGCCUCAAAGGCUGCCUGGAUGCAGAUGCUUCACCCCACCUGCGGUACUCUGAUGCAGAGGGGAAAGAGUAUGACUUUGGCGGUUCCCAGAUUCCUCCUGGAAGUUCUCCAAGCAGCGCCCUGAAAGCCGUCGAGGACAGUGGGAAAAAGAUCUUCGCUGUGUCAGGCCUCCUGUCUGAUCGAGAGACUUCCUCUAGCCCUGAGGACCGCAUUGAACGCUGUAAAAAGAAGAUGUCCCUGUAUGACAGUCAGGCUCCAGUUUGUCCCAUCUGCCAGGUGCUGCUGAGGCCCGGAGAGCUCCAGGAACACAUGGAGACGGAGAUAGAGAGGCUAGCUGCCGUAUGCUUCAGUAAGAACCAUUCACCCAAGGAUGGAGCAGCCACUCCAGGAACCCCCAAGUCAAUGCUGUUGUCGGUGCACAUCAAGCGUGAGGGAGAGUCUCCCGUGGUCUCGCCCAUGUCCUCGGAAGACGCCCACCACUCCGACAGAUACCAGACGUUUUUACGAGUUCGAGCAAACAGGCAAACAAGAUUGAAUGCACGUAUAGGAAAGAUGAAGAGGAGGAAGCCAGAGGAGGGGGGCCAGGUAUGUCCGCUGUGCAGCGCCCCCUUGGCUGGGAGCGAGGAAGAAAUGAGUAGACAUGUGGAACAAUGCCUGAUCCAGCGUGAGGGUGCGUUAGGCGACGAUGACUCUGCAGACAUGGAUGGAGAGAAUGGGCGGGGCUUUGAGGAGUACGAGUGGGCGGGGCAGAAGAGGAUCAGAGCCACUGCCUUGCUGGAAGGAGGAUUCAGAGGAACAGGUUUCGCCACGUGUAGCAUCAAGGAGAGCGCGGCAGACAGCGACGCAGACCUAGACGUGGACGGAGACGACACCUUGGAGUACGGCAAGGCGCAGUACACCGAGGCCGACAUCAUCCCCUGCUCCGGGGCCGGAGAGGACCAAGGAGAGGCCCGUGAGAGGGAGGCGCUACGGGGAGCCGUGCUCAACGGUGGGAUGCCUUCUAACAGAAUAACGCCUGAAUUCUCCAAAUGGGCCAGCGACGAGAUGCCUUCAACGAGCAACGGAGAAAGCAGCAAGACAGACCCCGGCACUCCUUCAUCCUCCUGCUCUUCCUCCUGCGCCCCGCGCACCUGUAAAAACAGCGAGAUCGAAAAGGUAACAGAGGAGGAGUCCACGGCUACCACCAUGGAGGCUCUGAAGGCUCGAAUCAGAGAGCUGGAGCGGCAGAUACUGAGAGGAGACCGAUACAAGUGUCUGAUCUGCAUGAGGAAGCCUGCUAUCCAGUCAGGCGCAGAGAUCAAGAGCCUAGGGGUGUGGCCAGGGCCCCGGCCACUGGCCAAUGAGGUCGGAGAGAGGCAGCCUAAGUCCCUCCCCCUCGGCUUGUACUGCCUGUACAGGGGCCUUGUGAUUGGUGGCUACGGCAGCGGCAUAAAGAGGCUCCUCCCACAGCCCUUACGGAGGGACUCCUACACGAUGCCGCUCACUUCCAUCCAGUGCUGGCACGUCCAUUGUGAAGAAUGCUGGCUCCGGACUCUGGGGAACAAGAAGCUGUGCCCGCAGUGCAACACCAUCACCUCGCCCGGAGACCUGAGGCGCGUCUACUUGUAAAGAGCACACCUCCCCUCCCAGUCCUUCUCCUCUUCGUCGUUCAGAUCCAUUCUUCAUGUCGGAAUCCAUCGCCCUCCCCGUCGAUCGUCCGUUUGUUUCUCCCCUCUCUCUCUCAUGGCCGGGGUCAGCAGCUCCAAACCCUCCCUAGAGCGGACAGAGACGAGACGGCUGUCUGAGACUCCACCUGCUCUUUUUCAGGAGGUUCAAACUCUUUAAGUGAAAGACUAAGCACUGACGCUCAACCACUCUAAAAAAGAAACGGAGACCUGCGGUCCCUCUGGUCGUUGGGCUUGUUCCCACCCUGACUCCCUGUACAUGUACCAUGGGCUCAUCCACUGAAGGACUUUUAAGUCAGUGGAGGACCCAGGCUCCAUGCUGCUGGAGCUGGACCUGAAAGUAACUCCUUCAUACAGAAUAUAAGACUUCUUUGUUCCCCCCCCCCACUUAGCUCUUCUUUGAUGGUGCUGGACAACGUGCUCUACCCUGAAGACCCGACAGAAAGUUCCUUUAUCUUUUUUUUUGGACCCCUGUCCCAGAGAGAAAAACUCGACUCUGAAUAACAGAAUAAAAAAAAACGGACUGUCCUCUAAAACUGAGCUUUCAACCAAACUGAGAAUAACCUCACAACCUUGAAGAGGAGCUUACACUCCUCUUCCUCCACCUCUUCUUCUUCUUCUUCUCGCGGGCCCUUCCCUCUCUCCACCCACCCCCCCCUUUUGUGGUGUUCUAGUGAAGUAAACCAAAAUGUCCCCCCUCUCCAAGAUGCGGUGCAAGCACAUGUAAUAUAGUUCUAUGUAUGUUUACAAUGUUGGGUGUAAAUGACAUAGAGUUCACACACACAUGUACACACACACAUUUCCAUGAGCAGACACACACAGAAGUAUAUAAUAUCAAAGUCCUGUUGUAAGUUGGAAGGGUCUGGGAAUGAUGUUUGGGGGGGGAAAAAAUGGCUGGAAUAAAAGAAGCCUUCUGUAUUUUUAAAAAAAGAUAAUUUGAAGAUCUGUGAUUUCUCUGUACAGGAAUGAAAACAUGUAAGUAAUAACUCAAGACUAGAUGGUCAAGGUUUAGCUGGUGUAAUUUUUCUGCAGAGUACCCUGAAAUACUGUAGAACACAAAGAAAAUAAAAAUCUUUUGUUAGUUUUAUCGAAUGAAGAGUUUCCUAUUGCCCAAGAUUUACUGCAAACGAGCAGAGCUAUGGAACUGUUCUUCUGUUGCAGCAACGUCCAACUGAGCCUCCACCUCCAUCUCUGCUUCCUCUCAGUUGGAGUUACAUCAGGCUCACAUCAUAGUCAAGAACCGUUUUGUUUUACCCCUACAUGUCUCAAAAGAAAGCUUUUCCCAUUGUUCUCAUACUGCUACGCUGCGAAAAAGGUCCCAAAAUGGCAACCCCCCUCCCCUGAAGGGCAGGUUCUUUCUAGCUAUAAAUAAUGAGGAAAGUGUCUGGAAAAGAAGGAUGUGCCGAGGCUGAACUGGCAACUUCCAGAAUCCGCAGCAUUACCCCCUUCUCUUUACGGCAGCAGCAACCAAGGUGGUGGUGUGCUUUGUGUUUGUAAAACUAUGUAUUCUGUGACGUCUGUAUUGUUGUAAGAAAUGCUGAAAAAAAAUGAAAAAAUAAAAGUUCUCAAAUACCA
This is a messenger RNA of Eleginops maclovinus (Patagonian blennie), 4458 nucleotides long. RefSeq names its product ring finger protein 220a (gene rnf220a). The record is from RefSeq and is a predicted model, not a curated record. Gene Ontology annotation, biological process: protein ubiquitination. Gene Ontology annotation, molecular function: ubiquitin protein ligase activity; metal ion binding. The coding region runs from base 785 to 2827 and encodes 680 amino acids. The transcript has 15 exons. Lineage: Eukaryota; Metazoa; Chordata; Actinopteri; Perciformes; Eleginopidae.